This is a messenger RNA of Phaedon cochleariae (mustard beetle), 2115 nucleotides long. The record is from the annotation of a GenBank genome assembly. Lineage: Eukaryota; Metazoa; Arthropoda; Insecta; Coleoptera; Chrysomelidae.
GAAAAGCACGUGGUAAGUAAGAGGUUAGUUGAUAGUUGUUCAUGCUUUCUCCCAUCACGUUGAAUCUAGUGGGUCUCUGUCCGACGAAAUUCAUUUCUCUCGAAAAGGUCAGUUACACAAGUGAUAAUAAGAUCAAGUAGGUAGUGAGGAACACACUGGCUUAUCGCGCAAUUGGGGAGGAACAAUCUUUGGGGCAUCUAAGAAUCAGUCAUGAGAUAGUACCAGUGGAAUUUGAAGACAUAGAUUAAAGAUUAAUCUAUGUUGGAGGGAAGGAGUUAUAAUUGGGGAAUAAGAUGAGCUAUAAUAGAGAUGAAUAUGGAUGGAAGAAUGGACUUCAACCGAAUCAAGAAGAAUUCAAUGAAAAGACCCGAUUGCAGCAACCAGUGAAGCUUCAGCCGUCCUGGGAAGAAAAUAAUUUGCCUGAGGACGAGUUGAAUUUCAAAAGUUUGACGAUGGACGAGGCCAAUUUACAAUUGAACACUCCACCUGAUCGGUACAAUUUGGUUUAUCUCACUUUUCUCGUACAUGGUAUUGGAGUUUUGAUGCCUUGGAAUAUGUUCAUCACUGCCAUUGAUUAUUUUUUGAAAUACAAAUUACAUGAAAGUUACAUAGGAUUCGCAUUUCCACAUGCGCCGAAUUUCAUGCAGUAUUUGACGUUUUCCUCGCAAGUCCCUGGUCUACUAUUCAAUUGGAUGAAUAUUUUCGUACAAAUGGGGGGAGAUCUGAAUUCGAGAAUUGUUUGGAGCAUAGGCAUUGAAGUUGUUGUUUUUAUAGUUACCGUUAUUUUAGCCAUGUCCGAUACUACAGCAAUCCCGUACGGAUUUUUCUGGAUAACAAUGAUUUGUGUCAUCAUCUUGAACAUGGCCAAUGGGAUCUACCAAAACACAAUUUACGGAAUGGCAGCCAAAUUGCCAGGAAAAUAUACCGGAGCUGUGAUUCUUGGCUCUAAUAUCAGCGGUACUUUCACGUCAGUCGUCAGCAUACUUUCCAGUUUGAUAACGUCGAAUGUUAGAAUGGCUGCCAUUUACUAUUUCAUCACGGCACUGUUCGUAUUGUUGAUAUGUUUCGAUACAUAUUUCGCAUUGCCGUUAAAUAAACUUUAUAGACAUUAUGAAUUGAAGGAGAAGAAGAAUUUGGAAACUCAAAAGCGCAUUGCCAAAGGAAUAAAGGAAAGGCCUCCCUAUUUGUAUAUCCUUAAAAAAUCGUUUCCUCAGCUAUUGAAUGUUUUCCUCGUAUUCUUCGUUACUCUGUCGGUCUUUCCUUCCAUACAUUCAUCUAUCAAACCAAGUGAUGAAAACUUUUUCAUUUCCGAAAAAUUCUACACCAGUAUAACUUGCUUCAUAACCUUCAAUGUUUUUGCCAUGAUCGGCAGCUGGUUGCCUAGUUAUGUCAUAUGGCCAGGACCAAAGUUUUUGUGGAUCCCGGUAUCUUUACGACUUUUGUACAUACCGUUUUAUCUUCUGUGCAACUACCAAGUGGAGGGGGUAAAUCGUAUUUUACCGGUGCUGGUUACCAACGAUUGGGUCUAUUGGGUAGUUGCUGUCACUAUGGGAGUGACCAGUGGAUAUUUCAGUUCUUUAGGAAUGAUGUAUACACCAAGGUUGGUGGAAGAGAAGUAUGCUUCGAUAGCAGGUAUGUUUGCUGGGGCAUCCUUGAUAACAGGCAUCUUUUGCGGUAUAUUGAUGUCGUUUCUGUGGCCCUGGGUGAUUGGUCACGUGGGCAAUUAGCACAAAUGUCUGGUAUAUGACGCAGAAAAAGAAUUCGCCAUUCGUUUCAGUUAAUGAAAUGCCUGUUUUUUCUGGUCAUAUACCCUGUUGUUUUUUUUUUAGUGAUCACUAAAUUGAUGUGAAUGUUGAAAACUUCAAAUAAUCAGCGUAUUCACGCCGAGAUAGCUUAACAAACAUGAUAGUACGAACAAAUAUUAUCCGAAGAAUAUGUUGUAACUCAUCUUACUAUGAAUUCAAAAUAAUUACGGAAAUUUUGAGCUUGAGAAGCAUUUUGAUCUCAGUUUUCUUAAGAGAUACUGAAUCUUUUUAAACAGGGCAAAGUUCUACAUUUUUGCACUGAAAUAAAGAAUGUCGAUUUAUAAUUUUGAUUUAUCAAAAUAGAGCAAAA